UGGAACGAGAGAGAGUCGAGGAGUGGUGGGAGUGCGCGCCCGGGGGCAUUGAACAAAGGUUGGAGCCGGCAGCACUGGCAUUCAAGAUUCAAACAUGGCAGCGGCUACCAGCGUUGUCGUGCUCGACAGGGGGAAUAAUACCACCUGCACGAUCAAUUUACACGGAGCGACUGUUGUAUCCUGGCGAGUCAAUAAUCAAGAACAGCUGUUUGUUAGCAAGCAAGCAGUCUUCGACGGAAAGAAACCCAUUAGAGGCGGAAUACCAUUUGUCUUUCCACAAUUUGGAGCAUGGACAUUUGGUCCGGGUCAUGGUUUCGCAAGGAUAAUUCGAUGGAAUGUGGAGAAAUCACCUGAACGAUUACCAAGCGGUGAUGUUGAGGCUAUUUUCUCACUAAUGGACAAUGAAUUUACACGAUCGAUGUGGAAUUAUCCCUUUAGGUUAACGUACAGGCUAAUUCUAAGAGAAAAAGAAUUGCAUUUUAAUAUUGGCGUUUACAAUCCUAACAAGGAUCACACAUUUAGUUUUAAUUUGCUGUUGCACACAUAUUUCAAGGUGCCUGACGUUAGAAGGUGUCAAAUCACAGGUCUUCAUGGCUGUACAUUUAUUGAUAAGACGAGAGAUAAUCAGGUAUUUCAAGAGGGUCGAGACGUGGUGACAGUCUGUGAAUGGACGGAUAGAAUUUAUCAGAAUACACAACCGGAACAUAUAAUUACAAAUGUUGUAUCUGGAAGGAAGAUGCGUGUGCAAAAAUAUAAUUUUCCCGACACUGUCGUUUGGAAUCCAUGGCAAGAGAAGGCAAGGGAUAUUCCUGAUUUUGGCGAUGAUGAAUUUCCAAAUAUGAUUUGUGUGGAAAGUGGACAUGUUAGUAGUCCAGUGAUUCUCUUGCCAGGAACGGCUUUCGAGGCCAGUCAAAUUUUACAGGUAAUGUGAGUAGAGGGAGGACCAUCAUCUCACGUUCCGGUUACCGGUGGGUCGAGAUCAUUGCUUCCGAUUUCAUCACCGUCAGGAGCAUCGGUUUGGUCAGCAGAUUCUGGUUGGCUUUAUAUGCCACCACCGCCACCGCCACCUCCACCCCCGUCUCCACAUUCUCCGCAUUUUCAUCCACAUUGUAUUGCACAAACCUGCACCAUUUGCUCCUUGAAUCUUUAGUUUCAAUUUAAUCCAAAAAAAAGGUAUAGAAAAAAUUUUAACUGUAUUUUUUUUUCACUUUCCAUUUUAUCAAUAAUAUCUAAUAUUUUGUAUAGUUUGUAAUAAUCGGAAAUCAUUCCAAAGUGAACGUAAAAUUUUAUUUCGUUAAAAAAAUAUUAUCAAUAUAAUUGAAAAAUUUUCCAAUAUUCUAACUAGACAUCAAUAUAAUAUGUAAUAAGAAUGAGAAUCGGAUUCAGUUAUUUUUGUCUAACUUUAUAACUAUUAUUGUAAAUAGUUUCUUAGACAACGAGAACACUAAAAUAAUAAUAAUUAUUAUUAUAAUUCAAUGGACUUUCAAUGUCAAUGAUUUUUAACUGUGAUUUAGCUUACAAUUAUAAUAAUAAUAAUAAUUUCUCAAGGUUUUAUUCUGCACAAAUUCAUUCCAUUUAUAACAGAGAAUCUGGUUUUUAUUCACUUCCGUCCAGGAAAAAUAUCUUUUUUAAUUUAAAAAUCACUGGAGACGUGGUGUUUUUUUUCUAUUUUUUUAGAAAAAAAUUAAUAUUCUUUAAAAUUUGUCGUUAAAUAACGUUGAUCAAUGAUUUUAAAAUUAAAAGAAUUAUAAUAAAACCGUUUUUCAGAAAUUCUUUUCUGAAUUAAAAUUGAAUUCUUUUCAAAAAGUGAAAUAAAAUUAAAUUUUUUUCCCGAAAAAAAAUUUAUUAUUCAUAAAUGAGUUAAAGGUGCUUAAGUACUCGAAUAAUUCUCGAGUAUUCUUACAAUGAUUUAUCAAUAAACAAUAUUAAAUGGUGCUAAAAAGCUGCAAGUAAUAAUAUAAUAUGAAUAAUAAUAAUAAUAUUAAUAAUCAUAAUAAUAAUAAUAAUAAUAAUAAUAGCAGGAGUGGCAUGCAAUAAUUAUAUAAAAGAAAUUGUCAUGAAAUUCACAGAUAAGAUUUUUAUGUCCUUAGACAUCGAAUUAAUUAUAAGUAACUACAAAAAAGAAAAUAUGUGUCAAUUUAUCAAAUCUUAAUAUUCAUUGUCAGGCAUAAGAUUACAAAUUUUAUAUAGCUUUAUUGUAAUAAUUUGGGGAAUGAUUUUUUGAAAAUAAAUAAUAUACUGCCGCCCAUUUCUAGUUACUUUAGUAACGAUUUAUAAGAAAAAUUAUUUAAUACUUGGACUCAAAAGUUGUUAUUUAAUAGAAGCGAAAUUUCUUGUACAAUAUAUUGAUUUAUUAAUUAUGAAUUUUUUUUUUUAAUGCAAUGAUUCAUAAUAGAAUGAAUAAAAAUGUUUGUUUUACACUGA
This is a messenger RNA of Leptopilina boulardi, 2424 nucleotides long. RefSeq lists its product as uncharacterized. The transcript is spliced from 6 exons. The coding region runs from base 95 to 931 and encodes 278 amino acids. Gene Ontology annotation, biological process: carbohydrate metabolic process. Gene Ontology annotation, molecular function: isomerase activity; carbohydrate binding. The record is from RefSeq and is a predicted model, not a curated record. NCBI's taxonomy places the organism in Eukaryota, Metazoa, Arthropoda, Insecta, Hymenoptera, Figitidae.